UAUCUCCGACUCGUUUCUAGCUUUAAGCAAGGUAUUUAACAUCUCUGCACAUUUGACAUAAUUGUAAUAAUGCUAAUUUAUCUCAUAGGUAUGAUAUUCAGCAGAACUCAAGAAACCAUCAUCAGCUAUUGAGAGAGUUCUUCAAUGGGAAAAAUGGCAAAGAUGUUUAGUUUUAUCCUUGUCACCACUACCCUGGUAAUAAACAGGGAAAGCUGGGCUCUCGAGAACUGUUUCCAGGAGCAGGCACGUCUUAGAGCCCAGGUGCGCCUGCUUGAGACCCGGGUCAAACAGCAACAAGUCAAGAUCACGCAGCUUUUGCAUGAGAAGGAAAUCCAGUUCCUGGAAAACGAAGAAGAGAGUAGUGUCAUUGACCUUGGCAGCAAGAGGCAAUAUGCAGAUUGUUCAGAGAUUUUCAAUGAUGGACAUAAACACAGUGGAUUUUACAAAAUCAUACCUCUCGAGAGCCCAGCAGAAUUCUCUGUUUAUUGUGACAUGUCUGAUGGAGGAGGAUGGACUGUAAUUCAGAGACGAUCUGAUGGCAGUGAGAACUUUAGCAGAGGCUGGGAAGACUAUGAAAAUGGCUUUGGAAAUUUUGUCCAAAAAAAUGGUGAAUAUUGGCUGGGUAAUAAAAAUCUUCACGUAUUAACCAUGCAAGGAGAUUACACUUUAAAAAUAGACCUUGAAGAUUUUGAAAAAAAUAGUCGUUACGCCCAAUAUAAAAAUUUCAAAGUUGGAGAUGAAAAGGAUUCCUAUGAGUUGAAUAUCGGGGAAUAUUCUGGAACAGCUGGAGACGCGCUUGCCGUCAAUUUUCAUCCUGAGACGCAAUGGUGGGGUAGUCACCAAAGCAUGAAAUUCAGCACAUGGGACAGAGAUAAUGACAACUAUGAAGGGAACUGUGCAGAAGAAGAUCAGUCUGGCUGGUGGUUUAACAGGUGUCACUCUGCAAACCUGAAUGGUUUAUACUACCCAGGCCCCUACCGUGCUGAAACCGACAACGGGGUUGUCUGGCACACUUGGCAUGGAUGGUGGUAUUCUUUGAAAUCCGUGGUUAUGAAAAUUAGGCCAAAUGAUUUUAUUCCAAAUAUUGUUUAAUUGUCGCCUGUGGGCUUUCAUUUCUGUAAUUCAUCUUGGUUUAAAAGGAUGUGAAAAAUAGCAAUUCUGAACAUACAGAUAUACAAUGGUGAUAAUUGUGAUGUGUGCUACUUUUCAUUCUUAACUUGCUUGUAUUACUGCAGAUUCAGUACAGCAAUUAUGUGAUAUUCACCAAAUAAAUGUAUAUUAUGUUAA
Messenger RNA from Rhinolophus ferrumequinum (greater horseshoe bat), 1287 nucleotides. RefSeq names its product fibrinogen like 1 (gene FGL1). NCBI's taxonomy places the organism in Eukaryota, Metazoa, Chordata, Mammalia, Chiroptera, Rhinolophidae. The record is from RefSeq and is a predicted model, not a curated record. Gene Ontology annotation, biological process: regulation of immune response; negative regulation of T cell activation. Bases 145 to 1092 code for a protein of 315 amino acids. The transcript has 8 exons.